This is a messenger RNA of Musa acuminata subsp. malaccensis (wild Malaysian banana), 1142 nucleotides long. The record is from RefSeq and is a predicted model, not a curated record. Lineage: Eukaryota; Viridiplantae; Streptophyta; Magnoliopsida; Zingiberales; Musaceae.
UUCCCUACCAACAACAGUUGCAAGGGAGACCGAAGGGCUAAAUCCUCAAACCCCAUCCUCUCUUCUCCGCCCUUCUCGGUCUCUCUCUCCAUCCCCCCCCUCGUUCCCUUCUCUUCACUCCCAAAUCUCUUCUUCCUCCUCCUCUACCAUGCCAACCCCCCACAGUGGGUAAUAAAUACUCCCCAACCCCACCAAAUUCCCUCCUCCCAUACCCUUCCAAGACCAAAAGAAGAAGACCGGCCUCUUCUCACGAAGAGACAUGGCUUGUGCCUCUGCACCUCAAUCUCUCCUCCUCUGCCUCUUUCUCCUCUUCUUUGUUGCCUCCACAUCCCACCUCACAUUCUCCGCAGAUGCUGCGGGCGGGCCGACGGCGUCGAUGAAGCCGGCGUCGGCGGUGGCGCCGGGGCUCAAAUCGGUGCUGAUCGACGAGGCCAAGCGGCGCCGACUCAGCAGCUUCCAGAUAUGCGCUCUCUGCACCUGCUGCGGAGGCCCGCGGGGCAUCUGCCUUCCUUCUCCAUGCUGCUACGCUAUCAACUGCAACAUCCCCAACAGGCCCUUUGGUUUCUGCUCCUUCACCCCCAAGACAUGCAACUGCUUUGGGUGCCACCUCUGAGACACUCUUCUCCCCCUCCUAGGUUAUGAUCUCUACUUGCUUGAUCAUAUCACUGUGUGUGUUGGGAGUGCCAAUUGGAAAGGAAGAAUGUUCCUUUUGCUUGCCUUGGUAUUGGUUUACAUGUGUUGGAUCUGCAUAGGGGAUGAUUAAAAGUGUUUAUACUGAGUGGUACUUCUAAUUUCUAGUUCUUGUUUGCUAAAUUGUACUAGUUUAGUCUCUGAGACUGAGGAAUGCAACAAGUGCGUUCUCAUGGUCUCUGAGACUGCUAGAAUUGAGUGGUGAGGUUGCUGUUGGUGGGUGUCUCAAGAUGAGCAGCUCUGAGUUAAUGAUGCUGGCUGGUCACUGCUUGUCAUCCAAAAAUCUUAGAGGUGGGUGGGAGUUGGUCAGUGCAUUUAAGCCUAUAAUUAUGUAGUAGGGUUGGUAAUGUGGUCCUUUUAUUUAGGGUUUUUUUUUCUUUCACUUAUCUAUGUUUUUAACUUAUAUAUCCUUGAAAAGUUUGGAAAUAAUAUACUUACCCCUAUUAAUUUUA